Molecule: messenger RNA, 1131 nt
Organism: Necator americanus (New World hookworm)
Lineage: Eukaryota; Metazoa; Nematoda; Chromadorea; Rhabditida; Ancylostomatidae
Exons: 11
Coding region: 1-1131 (376 amino acids)
Source: RefSeq, a predicted model, not a curated record
AUGACUCAUUAUCAAGGUUCUCUAUCACAAAUUUAUAAUGAAAGUCUGAGGAAUGAGUGUGGUUCAGUUCGUUUCGCCCUAACACCAAAAAUGAAUCCGUCUGAUGGUAAAAAACCGCUGAAAGCAAAGAAAACAGGAUCGGAGUCUCCACGCAGAACGAAAGCGGAAGAAAGAAAAUCGAUAGGAACUUCAACCGAAUCAGGAUCUUUUGAACCAAUUAAUGAAUUGAAACAAAUCGAAAAAAUGCUUGAUGGGACCUUACCAAGGAAGUUGAGAAGUGAGCCACUGUAUAUGAAAGGAGCAGUUGCAUUAGCAGAAAAAGUGAAAGGAAGGAAACCGUUGAAACCAGGCAGUCGUGAAAGUCUCAGUUCGGAUGAAAUCAUUUACCCAUUUUCUUACGAUGAAAAUGUCAAGAAGAAAAGUGUGAAGAAGAGAGUGGUAGAGCCAUUUCCACCGGGGAUUGUGCCAUUUCUAAAGGAUGACACUUGUGCCGGAAUCGUAGAAAUGAAAGGUGUUCGAGUCACACGACUUCCAUACAGUAGGAUGCCGAUAGUUACUAGCAAUAAUUGCAAUAAUAACCAACUUUUCGUUGACAACAUGCCUUUUUGGUGGGAUCCGAUGCCAUCGGAUAUCACGGACGAUGAAAUCGUGAUGAACGCUGCUGUUAUUAUAGAAGUACUUGAGAAUCGCUUAGAUCUCGUUCCAAUGCCGGAUAUCGAAAUUGUCCUCGAUCCAAUGCAGGAAGUUUCCAUACUGCAGAGACGUGAUGCUCAGUGCUUCACCAAGGAUAUUGUUUUUGGGAACACUGUUCGUAGUAUGGUGAAUAUGAAUGAAUUGUCGUUGCGAGAACUGCAAGAACGAAGCGUAAGGAAAUUCCGGAAGAAAUCUUUCCCCAUAAAUCCGAACAAGAAUGAACUUGAGACAUUACAUAUAAAGGAACCAAUAAGAUAUACUUUGUACAGUCGUAACGACUACAACGAAAAAUCCGUCGAGGAUUUCACGCCGACAAAACGUGGACGAUAUUCCAAAGAAAUGGCGUGCGAUCUUAAUAUCAGCUCUAUUGUUUCGCUGCUGCCUGGUACUUUGCUCAGUGCCGAACAUAGUCGCCCUGACUUAUGUCCACCUGGAUGA